Ictalurus punctatus (channel catfish) is the source of this 2796-nucleotide messenger RNA. Its product is annotated as semaphorin-7A. The transcript has 14 exons. Gene Ontology annotation, molecular function: integrin binding; chemorepellent activity; semaphorin receptor binding. Gene Ontology annotation, biological process: positive regulation of ERK1 and ERK2 cascade; semaphorin-plexin signaling pathway; axon guidance. Bases 187 to 2160 code for a protein of 657 amino acids. The record is from RefSeq and is a predicted model, not a curated record. NCBI's taxonomy places the organism in Eukaryota, Metazoa, Chordata, Actinopteri, Siluriformes, Ictaluridae.
UAUAUGACUUUGUUUACACUGUCUGCUUGUUCUCUGGCCCCUGCUAUAAUUUUUGAUGAGCCUCGAGAUAGUAUCUCGUAAUUAAAUCGUUCGCACGAAACAGAGCAAAUAUUACAUUAUUUUUCCUAAACAGCUCAGUAACAUAAACCGAAAACUUCUAGAUCCUCCCAAAGACACGCCCAGUGAAUGAAUCCAAUAGGCGCAGUUUUUGCUGAAGAUUUUGCUGAAAUCUAUAGCUAUAAAUAUACCUCUAAAUAUACAGUAUCUAGACUGAUGAUGGCCUCCAGAGGAGUACACACACUGCUUUUAGCUUUACUCUGGACUACAUUUUCCGGCUCCACACUCGGGAAUCAUCUGCAUAAGGCGAGGAUCCGAGUGAAGAGUGGAAAUGCAGAAUUUCUCUGUUUUAAUACAUCAAGUGGACACAUGAUUGAUAACCUGAAGCUGAUCCGUGAUCCCCACAGUGUAAACAUCUAUGCAGGAAGUCCUCAGGGCCUGUACAUGUUAAAUCCAGGAGAACAUCCAGCAGUGCAGCAGGUGCAUGUGCCAAUAUUUGAACCGGAAUGCAAGAGCAACCCUACUGAUUGUGAAUACAAUAUCACUCUGCUGAAAGAGGGGAGGAAUGGAAAUCCACUGUUCAUGUGUGGAUCCAGAAACGAGGAUACAAAGUGCUGUGAUGUGAGCUCAGAGAACAUUCCCGUGAACUGCACCAUACUGAGGCAUCCAACACAAAUCGAUGAGCCAGCUUUGCACGUUGGUGACUCGCUAUAUUACACAGUCUCGAGUAGGAACAGUGAACAAAUUAGCAAAGGCCUUUACAGAUGGACCGCUGCCGGAAUCACCUGGACACAUUCGAGACAAACCGAGCAGAGGAAUGUAAAAAUAUUAGCAAAUGAAGGCAAUGGGUCCCUGGAUGGAAAAGUGUACUCCUUCUUCAUCGAGCAGAACCAGAACCAGGAUCUGGACUCGGACAUGACCCUCUGGAUGCCCCGAGUUUCUCAGAUCUGCAUGGCGGAUCGGGGUGGCAGUAAAUCAGUUCUGCGGUACCGCUGGACGUCCAUGGUGACCGCACGCAUGUUUUGUGGUGAUGAGAAGAAGCGGAUCUCGUAUACCGAGCUGCUGGACGUUGCUGUGCUGGAAGAUGCGGACUGGAAAAACACAGCAAUUUACGCCCUCUUCAAAAAUGCCUACAACCUGAGAGCCGUGUGUGUUUACAAAAUGUCCGACAUCAUUCGGGUCUUCACGAGCAACACAUUCAAAGAUGAAUCUGAGACGUUUACUUCACCACGUCCUGGAGAGUGUGUAGAAGACAGUCGUACGUUAUCGCCAAGUUUUCUGAAGUUUAUGGAACGUCGUCCGGAGUUGAAGCAGUGGAUUAAGCCUGCACGGGACCCUCUGUUGUUCGACCACCAUCACUACACACUCCUGCAGGUGGACAGAGUGGAGAGCAAGAGAUCAGGAAACAGCCAUCAUACUGUCCUCCUCAUGAGUCUAAACAAUGGCAAGGUCCAUAAAGUCCUGGAGCAGGAUGGUGACCCCUUCAUCAUCGCCGAGUACGAGCCCUUUCAAAACAGGACACACAUCUCCAGCAUGCUUCUCGACAGUACAACAAAAAAGCUGUACGUGAGCUCCAACAGCGAGGUGAUCCGGAUCGACCUGCAGGACUGCAGUGUGUACGGGAAACACUGCGAGAACUGUGUGAUGGCCCGAGACCCGUACUGCGGCUGGUCCUUCGCGAUGUGUUCAGCUAAACUUGGAACCUUACAAGAUGUGACCCAUGGAAAUCACUCUGUAUGUGAAAAAGGUGCCCCCAAAACCAGUGAGUCUCGGACAAAUGGCAAGAGAGACCUUCCUAGCAGCGUCCCUCGAGACUCUAAGUUCUAUCUUAGUUGCCCCAUGGAAUCCCAGCAUGCGUCAUAUGUUUGGGACCACCGGGGCAGGAUAAGAGAGUGUGUCUCAACUGAACAGGACUGCCUUUUCAUGAUCGACAGCAUGAGCGAAAAGGACGAGGGCGUUUAUGAAUGCGUCUCCUCAGAGAACGGCUACGACAGGACGAUCGUCCGACAGGAGCUGCUGAUGAACUCCGCCUCGGAGACCAGAACGACUCGCGUCACGUCAGCGUUAGCGUGCCUUCUGUUCCUGAUCUCUGUGAUCUGCUAGCGCUGUCUGGAUGUUGAAUUCACGUCGUGCCUUUCUCAUAACGAAGGUUGAUAUCUCAUAUCGAUGUCUCCAUCCCUGGUCCUGGACAUGCGUAAGUGCUCACGGUCCCGCUAAUAGAUGACGCAGACACCGCCUCGACUUUGUAGUGAAUUGACCCCUUUCUCAAAGUUUUCUAAAUGCAUUAACACACACACACACAAACCAUGAAUGUUACAACAGAAGAGACAUAAUAAGACAAGAACACACCCACUGCUGUUCAUCUUCCUGUGUUCACCGGAGUUACCGACGUUUCAUCACCCACAUCCUACAUCAUCCUGCCUUUCUUGAACUCGAGUUUAUUGAGCACAGAGACUGACGAGCAUCCACGAGUUCCACAUUUUACCCAACCACAAACUGUGCAACCAUGUUUACUGCGACAGACGUGUUUUACACAACCAUGCUUAAGAUGCACAGAACAACAUACUGUGUUGUAAGUUACUCCGAGGUAUUAAGAGCAUUUGCACUUUUUUCUCCACCCGUGGGUGAUGUAAUUUAUUACCUUCUUCUUGUUCCUGUCGUAUAUUAACUGCCCGCUUUUGGUUUGUAUUUAUAGAAUAGAAUUUAUAUUAAAACCAAUUAAAAUCACUGUUUUACUAA